AUGAUAAUGAGCAACCAAACUGUCGUCUCCCAGUUCCUCCUCCUGGGUCUACCCAUUCUUCCAGAGCACCGGCACCUGUUCUAUGCCCUGUUCCUGGCCAUGUACCUCACCACCGUCCUGGGGAACCUCAUCAUCAUCUUCCUCAUUCUACUGGACUCCCAUCUGCACACACCCAUGUAUUUUUUUCUCAGCAACUUGUCCUUCUCUGACCUCUGCUUCUCCUCUGUCACAAUGCCCAAAUUGCUGCAGAACAUGCAGAGCCAGGACCCAUCCAUCACAUAUGCAGGCUGCCUGACACUAAUGUACUUUCUAAUGGUUUUUGGAGACAUGGAGAGUUUCCUCCUUGUGGUCAUGGCCUAUGAUCGCUAUGUGGCCAUCUGUUUUCCCCUCCAUUACACCACCAUCAUGAGCCCCAAACUCUGUGUGUAUCUGAUGGUGCUGUGCUGGGUGCUUACCACUCUGUAUUCCAUGCUGCACACUCUACUCUUGGCUAGAUUGUCAUUCUGUGAGGACAAUGUGAUCCUCCAGUUUUUCUGUGACAUAUCUGCCCUGCUCAAGUUAGCCUGUUCUGACAUUUAUAUUAAUGAAUUAAUGAUAUUUAUCAUGGGAGGCCUUGUUAGUGUCAUCCCAUUCGUACUCAUUAUUGUGUCCUAUGUACGAAUUGUCUGCUCCAUCCUAAAAGUUUCUUCUACUCACGUUAUCCACAAGGUCUUCUCCACUUGUGGCUCCCACCUAACUGUGGUCUCACUGUUCUACGGGACAAUUAUUGCUCUCUACAUAUUUCCAUCAGCUAAUAACUCUACUGUGAAGGAAACUGUCAUGGCCAUGAUGUACACAGUGCUGACUCCCAUGUUGAACCCCUUCAUCUACAGCCUGAGGAACAGAGAUAUGAAAGAGGCCCUGAUAAGAGUCCUUUGCAAGAAGAAAAUCUCCUUAUAA
Peromyscus leucopus (white-footed mouse) is the source of this 939-nucleotide messenger RNA. Its product is annotated as olfactory receptor 1468-like. Gene Ontology annotation, molecular function: G protein-coupled receptor activity; olfactory receptor activity. The record is from RefSeq and is a predicted model, not a curated record. Gene Ontology annotation, cellular component: membrane. The coding region runs from base 1 to 939 and encodes 312 amino acids. Gene Ontology annotation, biological process: G protein-coupled receptor signaling pathway. NCBI's taxonomy places the organism in Eukaryota, Metazoa, Chordata, Mammalia, Rodentia, Cricetidae. The transcript has a single exon.